Messenger RNA from Candida tropicalis MYA-3404, 1224 nucleotides. Its product is annotated as S-adenosylmethionine-dependent methyltransferase. NCBI's taxonomy places the organism in Eukaryota, Fungi, Ascomycota, Pichiomycetes, Serinales, Debaryomycetaceae. The transcript has a single exon. The coding region runs from base 1 to 1224 and encodes 407 amino acids. The record is from RefSeq and is a predicted model, not a curated record.
AUGGAUUUUGAUCCCUUAUCUUUAUAUACACCAUCUCCCGUUGAGGUGACAGAAGAGAUAGUUGAUAUUCCAAGUCAUUCUAUCCUGGAAACACCCAUAUCUUCCGAGGAAGAACAACAACAAACUGAGGUUUAUGAUGAUGAUGAUGAUGAUGACGAUUCUCAUUCACAACCAAUACAUACUUUAGAUUUACCAAUUUUAAACCUUAAACCAUCCUAUGAAGUCUUGAUUACAAUAUUAAAACUUUUAGCUCCUAAUGAAGUAUUGAAUUUUGGGAGUGAUAUUGAAUCAGAUAUAUCCCAUCCAGAGACAAUUUUCCAAGAAAAGGAAAUCUCCGAAAUCAGUGAAUCAACAUUAUCUUGGUUUAAAUUAUACUGUCCAAGAUUUGAUAAUUUACAAAAACUUGCAAAUAUUCCUAACUUAUCAAAUUCUUUAAAACUCAAUUACACAUCUGAAUAUAACUCAUAUAUGACUAAUAUAAUAAUAAGUCCUUUAUCAUGGGUAUCUGAUCCUAUACAAAUUGAAGAAAUUCAUAAAUUGGCAUCUUUACGAAUAAGUGAAAAUUGUGGACGUACAGCUCAACCAGAAAUAAUUCGAAAAAUAAAACUUGAUAAUUUAAAAAAUGGAUUUUUAAAAUUACGUGAACCUUCAUUAACUAAUGAUAAUCUUGGUUUAAAAACUUGGGGAUCUUCAUUAAUUUUAAGUCAAAGAUUAUUAAAUCAUCCAAGAGAAGAAUAUAUGUAUGGUAAAAUACUUGAAUUAGGUUCUGGAACUGGAUUAGUAGGUAUGAUUAGUUCUUUAUUAGGGUAUCAAUCAUAUUUAACUGAUUUACCGGAAAUAGUACCUAAUCUAAAAUCAAAUGUUGAAUUAAAUGGAUUAAAUCUGAUUGUACAUGAAUUAGAUUGGACUAAUCCAGAAAAUUUUUUGGAAACUUUUGGAAAUGAUGUUAAAUUUCAAACAAUAAUGUUAAGUGAUCCAAUAUAUUCUUCAAAACAUCCAUAUUGGGUUGUCAAUAUGAUUAAUAAGUUCUUGGAUAUGGAUGAUUCAAAUUCUAGAGUGCUUAUACAAAUUCCUUUACGUCCUAAAUUUGAAGAAGAAAGACAAUUACUUUGGGAUUUAUUAAACAAAAAUGGGUAUAGUGUAUUACAACAUGAAGUAGAACAUGGAUUUGAUGAUUUUGGUGAAAUGAAUUUCUGUUUCAAAAUGUUUAAUAAGAAAAUAUAA